This is a messenger RNA of Rangifer tarandus platyrhynchus (Svalbard reindeer), 1035 nucleotides long. Lineage: Eukaryota; Metazoa; Chordata; Mammalia; Artiodactyla; Cervidae. The record is from the annotation of a GenBank genome assembly.
AUGUGGGAGACCUGGGUUCAAUCCACGGGUUGGGAAGAUUCCCCUGUAGGAGGGCAUAGCAACUCACUCCAGUAUUCUUGCCUGGAGAAGCUACAUGGAUUCUUGGGUAGGCCACAGUCCCUGCAGCUGUUCUCCACCUGCAUGGCCUUCUCUCUGGGGGCCAGCGUGGGCACCUGGAAGGGGGCCAUAGGUAACUGGUCCAUGUUCAUCUGGUGCUUCUGCUUCGUCCUGACCCUCCUCAUCCUCAUGGUUGAGUUAUGUGGGCUGGAGGGCCACUUUCCCUUCUCCUGGGACAACUUUCUCAUCACCUGCAACUGCUACUCUGCCCUCCUCUGCCUCUCGGCCUCCAUCAUCUACCCCAUCAUCUACGUUCAGCUCUUGUCCAACAGCCACGACUGGGACCGCACCAUCAUCUCCACUGUAUUCUCCUGCAUCGCCUUUGUGGCUUAUGCCAUGGAUGUGACCUGGACUAGGGCCCAGCCCAACAUGAUCACAGGCUAUAUGGCCACUGUGCCAGGCCUGCUUAAGGGGCUGGAGACCAUUGUGGCCUGUGUCAUCUUUGUCUUCCUCAGCAACACCUCCCUGUACCUGCACCAGCCAGCCCUGGAGUGGUGUGUGGCCGUGUACUCCAUUUGCUUCAUCUUGUCAUCCGUGGCCAUCCUGCUGAUCCUGGGCAAAUGUGACAACAGGCUGUCCAUCCCCUUCUCCAUUUUCCAGCUUCUUGUGCUCACCACGCUCUCCGUCCUCCUUUAUAUCAGUGCUCUGGUCCUCUGGCCACUCUACCAGUUUUAUGAGGAGUUCGGCGGGCAGCCCCAGAGGUCCAGUGAUGGGGACUGCAGGGAUGAGCUCACCUACAACAUGUGCACCUGGGACCAGCGACUGGCUGUGGCCAUCCUGACAGCCAUCAACCUGCUGGCUUACGUGGCCGACCUGGUGUACUGGGCCCGCCAGGUCUCUGGACUGAGGACCAACCCAGGGACUUCUGAUCCCCUCUGGUCACAGGAGGUCUCCUCACUGAGCUCUGUUGUCCUCUGA